Molecule: messenger RNA, 1520 nt
Organism: Aspergillus wentii DTO 134E9
Lineage: Eukaryota; Fungi; Ascomycota; Eurotiomycetes; Eurotiales; Aspergillaceae
Exons: 2
Coding region: 243-1394 (383 amino acids)
Source: RefSeq, a predicted model, not a curated record
CACCCAUCUCGAUCCGGACCCGUUAAGCUACAUCAAGUUUUCUCUGGACUUGAAAACGUAUCAGGGCAUCGUGACUCACAGACGUCUCGCGUUUGGUGCACUUCAGGGUGAGUUUCCUGUCAAGGAUACAGUGACCCAAACUAACAUGGGAUUCGACAGAAACGGGUCACGAAGAGCUCAUUUCGAACAUCUCAUUGUCCAAAGAAGAGUCAGGGAAACCUCUUACCUUGUUUCAAAUUGCGAUGAAUAAUCAGAGAACGAAUGUGGUCAUCGAAGAGAAGACUGCACCAGAUAACAAGAACAAGACGUAUCAUCCCAAGUUCAAAUACGGCGUCCGAUACCCUGUUUCCUUCAUGACUGCUGAGGAUGAGGGGAAUGAUCCUCUUUUACAGUGUCUUCAGCUUGAUGAUAACAAGACCCCUGGGCAUCUCUAUGGAAAACACAAUCAAGCCUCGAACAUUGUGGUUGAAUUUCUCCCAGUGAAGAGGACCAAGAAAACGUGGAUUGAGGAGGGAUCCCAGAUCAAGCUAAGAUUUAUCCAUUUGAAGGGAAACGCCUCGGUGUCUGGAUUUUCGAAUCUCUACUUCAAAGAUGUCCAUUACGAGGACGCCCCAACGCUCGACGAUAUCGUCCCGAAGCCUGAACGUCCGCUUGCACCGGAUUUUGAUGACUCAGAUCGUACAAUGUCAGUCGAAAUCGAUUGUUCAGCGUUGGGGACGACAGGAAAGGAUCCCUAUGCAGUUGACCAUUGUUCUCUUCCACCUGAAAUUCGGGAGCAGGCCGCUUUUGUGUACCGGAUGGAGGAAGAAUAUCAGAUGUCAAGUGAGGCUCAGGAGAAAUAUGACGCUGACGUUCGAGAGUGGAAGGUUAAAAUGAAGCAAGCCCAAGCUGAUCCCCACGGAGCUUAUCAAAAGGCAAUGAGGCAGUAUACAGCUCGGAUGAAUUCCGUUCUGGCCGUCGAAGACAUGGUCUUUGAGAUAAACUACCACAACACCGAGAAUGAAAAAAUCCUCGCAAGACAGCACAUGGCAGCAGAGGCACUGGCCGCAAAAAAGAAGAAAGAAGACGAGGAGGAGGUCAAGGCCAAAGUGGACGAAGCCAAACGGGCCGAAGCGCUGAAAUCACUUGCUGCGGCCCAUGACACGGAAGUCGAGCGACGCAAACAACUAUUUUUUGGUAGCUGGGAGCAAGAGAAGAAGAAGUAUGAACGGGUGGCAUUGACUCUCGACGACGACAAGGCAAAGGCGGUGCGCGCUGCUGUUGCCGAGAAAGAGAAAGCCAUGACGCAGUUUAUAGAAUUCGGCUUGGACGAAGAUCUGGCGUUGGCGGACCGGACGGCGGCCUCCAAUCCAUUUUUCCCUGCGGCGAGGAAAGUGAUUGAUUUAUCAUCAUAAAGAGUAAAACGGAAAAAUGACGGUCAAGGGGGGAGAUAUGCAGGGAUGACAGAGGGGUACAACACCGGAAUGGAAUGGCGUGGAACUUGUCUUUGGUAGGAAUUUGUUAAGUAAUAGAUAAACAUA